Aspergillus luchuensis is the source of this 1293-nucleotide messenger RNA. It is a transcript of the gene IDH1, whose product is annotated as isocitrate dehydrogenase (NAD(+)) IDH1. Gene Ontology annotation, biological process: tricarboxylic acid cycle; isocitrate metabolic process. The coding region runs from base 1 to 1293 and encodes 430 amino acids. The transcript has 4 exons. Lineage: Eukaryota; Fungi; Ascomycota; Eurotiomycetes; Eurotiales; Aspergillaceae. Gene Ontology annotation, molecular function: magnesium ion binding; NAD binding; isocitrate dehydrogenase (NAD+) activity. Gene Ontology annotation, cellular component: mitochondrion. The record is from RefSeq and is a predicted model, not a curated record.
AUGCCGAGACGAUCCGCCGUUUUUUCCGGUGUCUCGUGCAUCGCUGGCUUUAGGUCUUUUCUCGCCGUCUCCGGUUCCGUCUUUGUCUUUCCUCCCUCCUCCCUCUCUCUCUCUUUUUGCUCUCCCGUCCGCACGUUUUUGGGUCCCCUCUCCUCUCCUCCUCCUUUUCGGUCCGUUCAAUCUUAUUGUCCCUUUUUCUCGACCCCUUUGUCCAUCAAAAUGUUCUCUCUGCGGACGGCGCAACCCGCGCAGUCUUUGCUCCGUCGCGUUGCGGCGCCGACUUCCUUCCGUUCCUCCAUCCCGGCAAGAUCCUUUGCUAGCGUUCAGUCCGAUAUCUUCAAGCCCACCAAGUAUGGCGGCAAAUACACCGUCACUCUCAUCCCAGGUGACGGAAUCGGUGCCGAGGUUGCUGAGUCGGUCAAGACUAUCUUCAAGGCCGACAAUGUUCCCAUCGAGUGGGAGCAGGUAGAUGUUAGCGGUGUUGACACCGGUAACAAGCACUCGGAAGAGCUUUUCAAGGAGUCCAUUGCUUCUCUGCGCCGUAACAAGCUGGGUCUGAAGGGUAUCCUCUUCACCCCAGUUGAGCGCUCCGGCCACCAGUCGUUCAACGUUGCUCUCCGUCAGGAGCUGGAUAUUUUCGCCUCGAUCGUCCUCAUUAAGAACAUCCCCGGCUACAAGACCCGUCACGAGAAUGUUGAUCUUUGCAUUAUCCGUGAGAACACCGAAGGUGAAUACUCUGGUCUCGAACACCAGUCCGUGCAGGGUGUUGUGGAGUCCCUGAAGAUUAUCACUCGCGCCAAAUCCGAGCGCAUUGCCAAGUUUGCCUUUGGUUUCGCUCUUGCCAACAACCGCAAGAAGGUUACUUGCAUCCACAAGGCCAACAUCAUGAAGCUUGCGGAUGGCCUUUUCCGCAGCACCUUCCACAAGGUCGCCGAGAACUACCCGACUUUGGAGGUUAACGACAUGAUCGUCGACAACGCCUCCAUGCAGGCUGUUUCUCGCCCUCAGCAGUUCGACGUUAUGGUUAUGCCCAACCUGUACGGUGGCAUUCUCUCCAACAUUGGGUCUGCCCUGGUGGGUGGACCUGGUGUUGUCCCUGGUUGCAACAUGGGCCGUGACGUUGCUGUGUUCGAGCCAGGCUGCCGUCACGUUGGUCUUGACAUCAAGGGCAAGGACCAGGCGAACCCUAGCGCUAUGAUCCUUUCUGGAUCUAUGCUUCUGCGCCACCUGGGAUUGGACGACCAUGCCAACCGUAUCUCCAAGGCCGUCUAUGAUGUGAUCGGUGAGGGGUGA